ACUCAUCUACCAUUCACAGUACUCAUCGGAUGCCUGUCCACAUCGAUCACCCUAUUCCUCUCACCGGUGGUGAUAGCCAUAUGUCGCCGGAAGUCGAUCCGAUUGAUCGCCAUAUUAGGCGGUCUCAUCACAGCCCUGGGCUGUCUGUUCACCUCAUUUGCCACACAAUUUCAUCAGCUCUUCGUGAGCUACGGUGUCAUCGUAGGGGUCGGGGUGUCGAUGAUCCGCGAGACGGCCGUCAUUAUGAUCGGCCAGUACUUCAAGAAACGGCGCGAAUUUGUCGAGAUCUUCGUGAUCGCCAGCGCCGGCAUUGGAGUGGCUUUUAUGCCGCUAUUCCUCACGUUUACCAUUAGAGCGAAGAACUGGCGCUUCGGCUUCCAGGGGUUGGCUCUGAUCGCGUUCAUCACGUUUUUUCUGGCGGUCCUCUACCGGCCCGCCUCCCUAUACCACCCGCAGCGGCGAGCGAUACUACACCUGAAGAGUCUGCAGAAGAGGUCCCGGAUUAAGGACAAAAUGAAGGGCCACUCGAUGUCGCAGAAGCAGCAGUCGCUCAACGGCUCCCAAAUGGCGGCCCUCGAGAAACCGCCUUAUUUUGACUUCACUGUCCUUAAGUCCCGUACCAUUCAGAUACUCAUCUGCGGCACCUGUAUCUCGUCGUUCGGUACCACUACCCCACUGUUACUAAUAACACAACAGGGAGCCGCUGAACACAUUGAGUACCACUCCCUGAUGGCAUUGCAGGCAUACAUGGGCAUCGGUAUGGUGUUGGGCACCACCGCCAUAGGCGCUAUAAUCGUCAAAAACUCGGUGGAGUGUAUGAUCGCCCGGCAAUACCUGUGUCAGGCCUCCUGUUUUAUGCUGAGCGCCACCCUAUUGGCGUUCACGGCGCUGGACGACUACUCCGGAUAUGUAUUGUUUGUGUGGAUCUAUGGCUUCUUUUAUGGCGGAUACCAGUACUCCCUGAAGAUGUUUAUCUACGAGAAAGUCAGGGCCCGUAACUUCAACAGGGCCUGGGGUUACGUGCAGUUCUGUCAGUCCAUACCGACCAUAGUUGGCAUUCCUAUAUCAGCAUUCCUGAACGAGCACUUUGGCGACCGGACCGGCUUCUACCUGUCCUCCCUGUGCAUAGCGUUGGGCUCAUUAGUCCUCUUCUUCAUCGACGCCCACAAGAAACGGGUGGCGAAGAAGCGCAAGAUUAGUAGCGUCAGCGGCACCGACAUGAUGGCCACCGACACGUCCCGGCGCUGCUCGCACGAGCCCUCCCUAGACCUG
Molecule: messenger RNA, 1272 nt
Organism: Oppiella nova
Lineage: Eukaryota; Metazoa; Arthropoda; Arachnida; Sarcoptiformes; Oppiidae
Source: the annotation of a GenBank genome assembly